Messenger RNA from Hevea brasiliensis (rubber tree), 779 nucleotides. RefSeq lists its product as uncharacterized. The transcript has 3 exons. The record is from RefSeq and is a predicted model, not a curated record. NCBI's taxonomy places the organism in Eukaryota, Viridiplantae, Streptophyta, Magnoliopsida, Malpighiales, Euphorbiaceae. The coding region runs from base 158 to 574 and encodes 138 amino acids.
CUCUCUCUCUCUCUUAUAAUAGUGUGGCUAAUCUUUAAAUUAAUGGGUAGUUUUCAUUUGUUACCUUUUCAAUGAGAGCUAAAGAGAUGAUCAUAAAACUGGGAUUACAACUCACCACAGAGUUACUACUUCUCUGUUGCUUACUGUGACUUUGUUUAUGAGGGAGAAAGAGACCAUGCAUCAUCUACCAGUCAAAAGUAACUUCGUUGAUUCAGGUUCAGACCCAACCAAACUUGGCUUUCGAGGCAAUAACCAACCCCUCUGCCCAAAGCCUCGCCGCCCUGGAUCUACCAUACCUGAAUUUCUCAGACCCCUCAGAUGUAGCAAACACAGCCAACAAAUUUCUGAUGGAAGGAGUGGAGUUUUGAACCUGAUUACUGAUAAGGCAAUUGAUGGUAGAGAAUCCAUAUGCAGUGGGUGCUCACCAUGUUGUUACUCAGGAUCCCCUCCAGGAAGAACGGAAAAUCCAUUAGUUCAUGAUGUGCAUUUUAUCCAUCAAAUGGAGCUUCUUUCACCAUUUACACGAACCAAGCUUUCUGAUAAGUUUGGCUUCACCUCUGCCUCUCCUAUUUGAUCCUAUCACCACAAUUGAGUAUCAUCCAUGAAAUGGGAUUUCUUACGCCAGAAAAUACCAUUUUUUGGUUUUUUGUAGCAUUGAUUAAUUAGGUAUGAGUGUUUUUUUCUUCUCCUAACCCAAUCAUGGAUUGUGGGUUUCUUUUGUAAGUACUAUGAGAUGGACAGAUUCUUUAACCUUUGUACAUAUCGUUGGAUCCUGCCAA